Vicugna pacos (alpaca) is the source of this 3064-nucleotide messenger RNA. It is a transcript of the gene KCNE4, whose product is annotated as potassium voltage-gated channel subfamily E regulatory subunit 4. Lineage: Eukaryota; Metazoa; Chordata; Mammalia; Artiodactyla; Camelidae. Gene Ontology annotation, cellular component: membrane; voltage-gated potassium channel complex. The record is from RefSeq and is a predicted model, not a curated record. Gene Ontology annotation, biological process: membrane repolarization during action potential; negative regulation of delayed rectifier potassium channel activity; regulation of ventricular cardiac muscle cell membrane repolarization. Gene Ontology annotation, molecular function: transmembrane transporter binding; delayed rectifier potassium channel activity; voltage-gated potassium channel activity involved in ventricular cardiac muscle cell action potential repolarization.
GCUGAAACUUUAGCCCUAGUUCCUUGACAGUAAAUCCUGCACUGCCUUCCAACUGUCUUUUAUCUGGAUUAUGGUAUCUCUCAGUCUCUGAAAGCCUGUAGAGACAUCCAGAUUAUUCCUCAAGAGGGAGAUGGAGUAUGAACUAAUUUUCAGUGAGACUGGACUUCAGGGGAACAGUUCCAACUGGGCACAUUCUUUUCUCCUUUUUCAUGGCCACCUGAAAACCUUGGCUUGGUGCUGACGGGUGAGAAGCAGUUCCCGCUUCCCAGUCUUUUUCUUUUCACAGCUGCAAAGUUCAGUGAGUUGAACUGCAGUGCUGUGAGUUCACUGUUCACUCUGCCACGACCAACCUCUGUUGUAAAUUUUCCUCCCAGAACACGUGACGAUGUAUUUCUUGACUAUAUAUCCCAAGUGCAGCAGCCGAGCUGUCAGAGCGCUGAGCCCCACACGGAGGAAGAAGGCUCUCGGGCUUGGCGAUUUAGGAAUUCAGGACUCGGGACAAAUUUGCCAGCCCUUGGUAAGUGAGCACAGAGCUUCAAUGCUGAGAAUGGAACCUCUGAACAGCACGCACGCCAGCACGGCAGCCCCCAGCGGUCCCCUCGAGUCCCAUGUGCCCGGCAGCGCCAGCCGCCACGCCAACGGCAACGAGUACUUCUACGUUCUGGUCGUCAUGUCCUUUUACGGCAUUUUCUUGAUUGGAAUCAUGCUGGGCUACAUGAAAUCCAAAAGGCAGGAGAAGAAAUCCAGCCUCCUGCUGCUGUACAAGGACGAGGAGAGGCUCUGGGGGGAGGCCAUGAAGCCGCUGCCCGUGGUGUCGGGCCUGAGGUCGGUGCAGGUGCCCGCGAUGCUCAACGUGCUGCAGGAGAGCGUGGCGCCGGCCCUGUCCUGCACGCUCUGCUCCAUGGAAGGGGACAGCGUGAGCUCCGAGUCCUCCUCGCCCGACGUGCGCCUCACCAUCCAGGAGGAGGGGGCGGAUGACGAGCUGGAGGAGGCUUCGGAGACCCCCCUCAACGAAAGCAGCGAGGGGUCCUCGGAGAACCUGCAUCAGAAUUCCUAGCACCCCUCUGACCUCUGGAGGUGGCCCCAUCAGCCAGCACCCUUAGAGAGAGGAAGGACACUUUCCGUGUCUGGUUUCACUUUUGCAGUGCAGCUGCCACUUUCCAGAGACCCUCGGCAAGCCCCUGAAUGGGGGACGGUGGGGGACACGGCUAAACGGGAGCAGCAGCCCGAGUCCAUGAGGUGUGGACUGUGGCGUGGACCUGCCACCGAAAAAGCCCCGAAGACGUGCAGUGUGUACCUUUCCUUGGGGGAGCCUGGGGGUCGGGGUUCCUGUUCAGAAUCCGGCAGGUCGAUGUGCCGGUGGUUGUUUUCUCACUGGAUGCCCUGGGUAGCUCCCGAAGCGGCUGCCCACUCCCGGGGCUGCCAAGUGCCGAGGGCAUGCCGAGGGACUAGUUUCGAUUUGCUAAUUUGCCUAGAGCUUUGUUCUUCUAGAUCUGAUUGGCUGUAAGUACCUCUAACGUGAACCUGUGGCAUUAGCUCACCGCGGGUUACAGAGCUUCUCUUACACGUCUUUUGGGUUAGAGGGGGGAUAUUUGAUGGAGGACUUCUGAUGGGAGAAAGCUGGAGAUCUGAACCUGGUCUAUUUGCAUACUGUAAGAAAAAAAAUGCAACUUUAAAACCUAUUAGCAUUGGCUGGGAUUCUAAGACGCAAUCUGCUAUUUUGACCCUUUGUCUAACCUGUGGCCUUGAACUCUGAUCUGGGGGCAUCCAGCAUCACAUGCUGGCAUGCCUUUUGUGUGUGUGUGUGUGCUUGGAGGGGUUUCCCUAAGAAUCUAACCUGCACUUCGAAUGGCCAUGCAGGGAAUCUUCCCGAUCUUUCCCGAAGGGGCGGGGGUGGGGUUGAACAAAGCCAAACCGUUAGCCCUGCUGCUGCUUUUUUUCCCAGCCUAGUUUUCUGAGCUGGGAGAGGACAUAAUGUGGGCCUUGACGACAUGGAAUUUCGUCACGUAGCUGAGACUUAGAAGGGCAUGCUCCGGUGAGACUGAGCAGAGCCAGGGUCCAAGUUCUGUGUUUCUUGAACCCGAGUCCCAGCUCUGCUUCGCUGUGUGGUCCUGGGCAUGCCAUCCAAAGGCUUACCGCUUUCCUGAGACUCCUGAUGAUCUGGAUCCCCAAGGGGCUGGGAGGAUGUCUGUAGAUUUUAAGACUCUGUGAUAAAUCCUGCAUGGCCUGGUGUGAGGAAGCUUGGACAAAAUAUUUCCCCCUUGGCCAGCAAGUCUGCAAAAGGCUCUGCUUAUUUAAAGGAGCAGUUGGAGGCUCAGAACACAUGUAAAGGGGAAAUCCAAGGCGAAUUCCCUGCCCACCCCUGCUGUCAUUUUCCCAGCAGUGAACCAAAAAGGCAGAUACCACAUUUCACGCUGCAAAGUUCUCUGGGUGGUGGACUAUUAACCCGCCAGUUAAGGGAAAAAGACAUGUAAGAGAAAUAGCUCAGGAAUGCUUGCUAAUGUCUCCAUGUAUUCCUGUGGUCAGUCGCUUUGUAGCAGACUCUUUAGGCCCCUGAAGACAAGGAGAAAGAAAAACACACCAAAAGGUCAAAUUUAAUUCUAGUAAAAACAUAAAAACUUUUUUUUUUUUUAAAACACGCUCUCCCUGGAUUGGAGACAGCAAUAACUACUGUUCCCAUGGAAGGGUUAACAGUGUAGGAGCUGGUUUAUCGGUUCGCCUUAGAGGAAAUUUAUGUUUUUGGGGAAAAAGGGCCCUCGGUUCACUUUAAAAUUCAGAGUGUGGAUUUACUCCAAAGGGGGCUGUUUAAGGUGAAAGAAGCCAAGCUGAGUUUGGCCCCUUGCCUGGAAUCACUUGAAUUCUGAAACUUUGCUGCGACGGACAUGUGCGCUGUCACAUUUUCCAUUGCUUAAUCCUGAAGUUUGGUGCAAGUCGAUCUGCGCCUAUUAAAAAGUGAUGUAUAUACUUCCUUCUUAUUCUAUUAAGUUGUAUAAAAUGGUCUGUAUUUAACAGUUUGUAAUUUUCACAAUAUUUUUAAUUUAAAUAAACAAACACAUUUGCCCUA